Bubalus bubalis (water buffalo) is the source of this 2553-nucleotide messenger RNA. RefSeq names its product serine protease 21. The transcript is spliced from 8 exons. The record is from RefSeq and is a predicted model, not a curated record. Gene Ontology annotation, molecular function: serine-type endopeptidase activity. Gene Ontology annotation, biological process: proteolysis. Lineage: Eukaryota; Metazoa; Chordata; Mammalia; Artiodactyla; Bovidae. Bases 217 to 1065 code for a protein of 282 amino acids.
CAUAGCAAGGUACGUCGUUGGGGACCAGUCCCAGUAACAAGCUCAAAGCUGGGCACUGUGACGUCCCAGGUACCCAAACAAACCUUGGACCAGCGAGGUCGUCGGCCCGGCUGGGGCACCCAGGGUUCCCGCGGCUCCCUCUCCCCCAGGGGGCGCUCAGCGGGGCCCUGGAGCUGGCGGGAGCGGAGAGGGCGCGGGGCGGCCGGGGGCGAGGCCAUGCGCCCGCAGAGGGCGGCGCUGCUGCUGGCGCAGCUGCUGGUGCGGAUCGAAAUCGCCGAGCAGGCCCUUCGGGACAAGGACCUGCUGCUUCCAGGUUUUCAGAACUCGUCGAUGCUCGCAUGGCCUUGUGGCCAACGGGUCAUCCCGACACGCAUAGUGGGUGGAAAGGAUGCAGAGAUCGGACACUGGCCGUGGCAGGGCAGCCUGCGUCUGUGGGGCUACCACUUCUGCGGAGCGAGCCUGCUCAACCGCCGCUGGGCGCUCUCGGCCGCGCACUGCUUUGAAAACAACCGAAAUCCCUUUCACUGGUCAGUCCAGUUUGGAGAGCUGUCUGCCGCACCAUCCAUUUGGAACUUGCAAGCCUACUACAACCGUUACAAUGUGGACCAGAUUUUCCUGAGCCCCUACUAUCUGGGCGCUCCGGUGUAUGACAUCGCCCUGUUGAAGCUGUCCUCCUCAGUCACCUAUACUAAGUACAUCCAGCCCAUCUGUGUCAUGGCCUCCAUCUCCGAGUUUGAGAACAGGAGUGACUGCUGGGUGACCGGCUGGGGAGACAUUGAAGAAGAGCUGAGUCUGCCAUCUCCCUACACCCUCCAGGAAGUGCAGGUCGGGAUCAUAAACACCACUAUGUGUAAUCACCUGUUCUCAAUGCCCGAUUUCCGCAUUGACAUCUGGGGAGACAUGAUUUGCGCUGGCGACCCUCAAGGCGGCAAGGAUUCCUGCUUUGCCUGGCCUUCAAGACACUGUGUCCCUCACCGAUCCCUUCCAGGGACCCAUACGGGGACCUGGGCCUGGCCUGGCCAGGAGUCUGUAGAGCCAGCAGGGUUGGAGCCCAGGAGCUUCUGAACCGAUACCAGGAAGAUGUGCAGGCCUGCCCUGCAGCCACAUGUGGAUGGCCUCUGAGGGCCUCACACCCCAGUCCUGGGAGAGGAGGUCUCCCACACACGGUGCCCGCCGGGCUCUGGCCCGCCCAGGCUGUUCUGCAGUUCGCGGGCAGCACCCCCUCCCAGCCAUGAGAGGAAGUUCCCACGUCAACCCUGAGAGGUGCUGGGGGCAGAGCCAGAGGUGGUGCCCAGCGCCCAGCCCCCAGCCCCCAGCCCAGCUUCAGGUGGGGUCCCCUGGGCUGGGUGACGGUGCCCUUCCUUCAGAAGGAGAAGCAGGCUGCAGCCAGCCACCACGCCAUCCUCACCCGCCUCAGUAUCGACCUCUGAGAGUUUCACCUGAGACCGGUGGCCUCUCAAGAGGCCUCUUAUCUGAAGAAAUAGCCCCCUCAGGUCAUCGGGAGGCCCUGUGGGUGGCCCCGAAGGUGUUAUUUUGAUUUGAACAUGUCACAAACUGUACAGCGGCCUGGGAGACACACCCAACUGUCUUCUAAACUGGAUGUACCAAUAGUAUGUUCCCACCAGCUAUGAAUGAGUUCAGCUUCAUUUUUUAUAUCUAAAAAUUUGUACCUUUCCUCCAGAUGGUUAGAAUAAAAUGAGUUAAUUUAUAAACGGCUUAGAACAAUAUCCGGUAUAGAAGAAGCAAGUUUCCCUGGUGGCUCAGUGGUAAAGAAUUCGCCUGCAAUGCAGGAGAUGCUGGUUCGAUCCUUGGGUUGGGAAGAUCUCUUGGAGGAGGAAAUGACAACUCACUCCAGUAUUCUUGCCUGGGAAAUCCCAUGAACAGAGGAGCCUUACAGGCUACAGUCCAUGGGGUCUCAAAAGAGUCAGAUACAAAUGAUUGGCUGGACAACAAACCCAGAAUAAGCACUGUGCCUGGGCUCUCAUCACCACCGUCACCCCGACUACCACCAUCACCAACAUCUGCAUCGCCACCCUGUGACCCAGCCAGCAGAAUUUUGAAAGGAAGAGAACGCCCAGCUCCCGAGGCCCCAGUGUGAGCACCAGAAUGACCACCUUACUUCUCUUUCUCUAGAUCGAUUCUGGAACAGCCCAGCCCUCCUCAGCCAUGCCUCUAUUUUAGCAGUGGUUCCCAACAUGUAUUCCAUGGAAUGUUAUUUCCCAAGGCUGUGAAUAGACUUCAUUUGUAAAAGGAGCCUAUGAUCACAGACUCUGGGGAAAGUGAAAUCUUUAAAAAAAUUUUUUUGUUGACCUAGAACCUAUUAUACAGAGUGAAGUGACUCAGAAAGAAAAAGAUAAAUAUCGUAUUCUAAUGCAUAUAUACAGAAUCUAGAAAAAUGGUGCUGAAGAAUUUAUUUACAGGCCAGCAGUGGAGAAACAUACAUGGAGAAUAGACUAAUGGACAUGGGGAGAGGGGAGGAGAGGGUGAGAUGUAUGUUGUGAGUAACAUGGAAAUUUACAUUACUGUAUGUAAAAUAGACAGCCAAUGGGAAUU